AUGCAGUUCUCUACUAUUUUUCUGUCACUGGCAUUGGCCACGUCUGCUCUCGCCAAAGGUGGCAAAGGAAACUCGACCACCAAGGCUGUUACGGAUAAAUCUCUCUGCAAAGAGAUGAAGUCACUUAACAAAUUGGUGGAGCUCGCGUCCAACGAAACCAGACUUGCAGACAAAACAAACAACAAUGCAACAAAAAUUGCAAGCAUCCAAGCCAAGGCAUCUGAAGCGUCUGUUACGUUGGCUACAAUGGAAGCCAAUACUACACUUACCAUGACUUGCUCGGUCAUGGCAGCUGCCGAACAGACCAAGGACGAUUGUGAAGAUAUCACCGACAUGACCAAGCUCAUAGCAUUAGCAGCUAAUGAGACAGCUCUAGCCGCUAAGAGUAAUGGAAAUACUACCAAGGAGGAUAACAUCAAAGCCAAGGCGGUGAAAGCGCAAACUAAACUCGAUGCGUUGACAAGCAAUACCACUCUCAUGUCUGCUUGCACAGAAAUCGCCGCUACCAAAGCUGCAAAGAAGGCGGCGAAGAACAAUGGAACUUCCACUGAAAACUCUCAAGCUGCUACUGACUCUACCGCAACUGGAGCGUCAGCGUCGGCAUCUUCCUCAUCGAAAUCUUCUGCAACAAGAACAGUCUUUACUUUGAGGGAAAAUUUUGGGUUUGUCUCGACUAUUGCACUCGUUAUUGCUGGUAUGCUAGUGUUGUAG
Glarea lozoyensis ATCC 20868 is the source of this 711-nucleotide messenger RNA. RefSeq lists its product as uncharacterized. Bases 1 to 711 code for a protein of 236 amino acids. The record is from RefSeq and is a predicted model, not a curated record. Lineage: Eukaryota; Fungi; Ascomycota; Leotiomycetes; Helotiales; Helotiaceae. The transcript has 3 exons.